Papaver somniferum (opium poppy) is the source of this 1620-nucleotide messenger RNA. RefSeq lists its product as uncharacterized. The transcript has a single exon. The record is from RefSeq and is a predicted model, not a curated record. Bases 181 to 1464 code for a protein of 427 amino acids. Lineage: Eukaryota; Viridiplantae; Streptophyta; Magnoliopsida; Ranunculales; Papaveraceae.
UUCCAAACAGAAAACCACACACAAAUCCUCUCAUCAUCUCUCUCUAUCUGAAACUCUCACACUCUCCCACAAAACAAAAGAAGAUCAUUCAUUUUCGUUCACUGUAAGUAGUUCCCGGCGAGACAAAAACAAACUUUCCGAGAGAAGAAAAAGUAGUCAGAUUCUGAGACUCCGACGAGUAUGGUCGACGUAGAUAGAAGAAUGACUGGGCUAAAUCCAGCACAUCUAGCUGGUCUUCGUAGACUUUCAGCUAGAGCAUCUGCACCUCCAACACCGAGACCAACAACAGCAUCCGGAGGAGUCAGAAACACUGGUCUUGUUUCGUUCUCAACAUUAGCAGAUAAAGUUAUAUCUCAUCUUCGUAAAUGUGAAAUCACAGUGUUAGAAGGUUUAACUGAUUCAGAAUUUGCUACUACUGAAGCUGAAUUUGGUUUCGUAUUUCCACCUGAUUUACGAGCUGUUUUAUCAGCUGGACUUCCUAUUGGAGCCGGCUUUCCGAAUUGGCGCGCUAGUUCUUCAUCGUCAUCUAGAUUUCAUCUUCGUUCUUUACUCGAUUUACCUAUUGCUGCAAUUUCAUUCCAGAUUGGGAAAAACUCUCUAUGGCCUAAAUCUUGGGGUAUUAAACCAUCUGACCCAGAAAAAGCUAUCCGGGUCGCCCGUAAUUCACUGAAAAAAGCUCCUCUUCUUAUCCCAUUAUUCAAUCAUUGUUACAUCCCUUGCAAUCCUUGUUUAGCUGGUAAUCCUAUUUUCUUCGUCGAUGAGAAUCAGGUUUAUUGUUGUGGAUCUGAUUUAUCUGAUUUCUUUCAACGUGAAUUAGUUGUCCGAUUCGACGAAGAUAGCAGUAAUACAGGUAAUCUACUUAACAAACAGAGAUCCGUUAGUGAGAAACAAGCGGGUACGAGCUCAGCAUCGUCUUCUUCUUCGUAUUCGAAUUUCUCGAGAAAAAGUUUAGAUUCAUCAGUUAAAAAACCAAGAUGGGUGGAAUUCUGGAGUGAUGUAGCGGUUGAUAAAAGGAGAAGGAAUUCAUCUUCAUCAUCGUCAUCUUCAACACCGUCAUCACCUGAAAGAUUCUUUGAAAUCACUAAACAACAAGAACAGCCAAAAUCACCCGUAUGGGUUGAUGAAUAUUUGAAUCGGGUCGAGUCUGUUUUAAGAGAAGGUGGAUGGGUUGAAAAUGAAGUUAAAGAGAUGGUUAAUGUGGAACCAUUAGGGUUCUUUGAAGGUGAAGUGUUGUUAGUUGAUAAACAAGGGGUUUUGGACACUUUGUUAUUGAAAGCUGAUCAAUUCUCAGAUUCACUUAGAAAAGCUGGAUGGAGUUCUGAAGAAGUUAGUGAUGCUUUAGGUUUUGAUUUUAGGUUAGAGAAGGAAAAGAAACAAAUGAAGAAAUUAUCUCCUCAAUUGAUUGAGAAAAUUGGUAAACUUGCUGAAUCUGUUUCCAGGUCACAUAGUAAAAAUCUAAAUUAACUGUCAAUUAUUUUAUCUACAACAGCUGCAUUUGGUUCAUUUUUCCAUUAAAAUUGUGAAAUUUGGAGAAAGAAAAGAGGAUCAUAUUGAAAGAAAAAAUAGGUGUAAAAAGAUAUUUUUAUAUAUAAAUUAAUUUACAUUUUCAUUUUCAUUUAA